GUACUAGGUAUUUUUUUUUUAAUUUUGAAAAAUUUUCAUUCUAAUAUUUUCAAAAUAUAAUAUUAAUUACCUAAUAAAAAUCAUUUUAUACUGUGCAGUUAGUAUUACCCAUAAGUAUAUUUUAGUGCAGAUUUAAAUAUGUCUAUUGGUUAAAUAAGAGUUUAAUUUUAUUUCUUUUCUGACCUUGAUUGUGUUUGCUAAAAAUUUUAUUCUGAUUGCUGUGUAUAAUGUCAUCAGUAAAGGAGGUUUUCAAAAUUAGUUUUCAACUUUUGGCUCAACAAACAGAUAAUGUUAUCAAGGAUUUCUUGAGGCUCACCAAAGAUUUUAUGGAUAAUGGACCUAAUCUCAGUCUUUAUAACAAAGCUGCAGAAAAGUUGCAGAUUGACGAAGACAAAAUUAUAUCAAUCGUAAAAAGUAUAUGUCUCAUGUGUGUGCAAAGUUGUAAACAUAAACUAACUGAUAUGGAAAUAAAAGAAUCACUGACAGAAUAUGGUUUUAAUGAUACAAAAUUAGACAUGAUUAUAUUAUUUUAUGAAAAUCAAAAAUCCCAUUUACUAGAUAUUUUAUCAUCUAGUGCAUUUGUAUUCCCACACUUCAAAGAACUAGAGUGGCGAUAUGAAACUGAUAUGGGAUCAAGAUCUUUAUUACAUCAAACAGUACCAGUUGUUACAUUGAAAUUAGAUUUAGAAAAAAAAAAUAUUUUCGAAUCAUUAUUCCUGCAAACAGAUCCAUUAAACUUGGUUCACAUCAAAGAUACUCUAGAGGCUGCUUUGAAACAGAACCAAUCCCAAUGGAUACGGAAAAUACGUAGAAAAUUGAAAUGAAGUUUUUAAAACUUACCUUCACAAUAAAAUAAUAUGCAUAGAUGAUGACAAGCAAUGGUAAAUAGUAUGCGAAAAUUGCGUAUAUUAAUACAUAACUACGACUAUGCCACGUCAGAGUUAAAUAAUCAGUGCCACAUGCUGUCAUGUUUGCUUCUGGUACAUAUCUACAAAACACAUAAAUUUAAAUUAUCCUUUAAUUCAAUGUAUUUCAUGUAUUAUUAUUUUUUUUUAAUUUACCGGCUCCAUCCAAAAAAAGGGGUUAAAGUCCAGAAAAGUCCAUGCAGAUAUAUACAAAAUAUUUGUAAUAGCGCUAACUUGGUUGUCAUAGGUUUCGCAGAUAAUCCCUUAAACAUGCAAAUCGUAUUUUAUUUUUUAUAAGAGUUCACUCAAUAAAUGAUUUUAUAUAAUA
Molecule: messenger RNA, 1233 nt
Organism: Rhopalosiphum maidis (corn leaf aphid)
Lineage: Eukaryota; Metazoa; Arthropoda; Insecta; Hemiptera; Aphididae
Product: COMM domain-containing protein 2
Exons: 6
Coding region: 228-824 (198 amino acids)
Source: RefSeq, a predicted model, not a curated record